ACCAUCCAAUGAUAUUAAAGUCGCUGAGAGCAGUGAUACACAGAGACAGAGAAGAAUGGCAUCUGGUGGAAUCUACAAGAACUGUGAAGAACCGGAGCCCAGAGAGAACUUGAUGGGCAUGGCACCAAAGAGAGCAGGUGGUUUCCUGCUGCAACACUGCAGGUGUGGUUCAGAUGCAAGAUCCAUACCAGUCCUCUUCAUUGUGAAUGCUGUGAUGUUUGUGCUGUGGAUCAUAGUCUUCUCCAUUGUGAUGUCAAAAUAUUCUGAGAUGGCCAAGGAACUAGAAGAGCUGCGUGGCAAUCAAAAUGGUCUAAAAGUCAAUGGCUCCAACACGAUGGGUCAGCUAGAAAAGCUUCAUGCCAGUCAGUCCACCUAUGAAACAGUGAUGAACAACAGUCUGAAGUCCUUGAAGGAAGAACAAACAGAGAUUAAAGCAGAAAUGACCAAACGUCUGAAUGGGGCAGAAGAUGAGAGAAAAAGCAUUCAGAAAGAGACCUUCAAGCUACAGAAAGCACUGCAAAAGAUAAAUGACUCAAACUGUCAAGUCUGUCCAGGAGGCUGGUUGCUGAACAAUGGACAAUGCUACAUGUUUCAAAAACAGUCAGUUGCCUGGUCUCAUGCCAUGAACUGGUGUAAGGAUCGUGGUAGCCAGUUGGUUGUUAUCAAUGACGAUAUGGAACAGGCGUUUCUUAGAUCACAGACAAAUCAGUUGAGUUUCUGGAUUGGGCUAAGUGACAUGAAGGCAGAAAACACAUUUGUCUGGGUAGACGGAAGUUCUUUAACAUACAAGAAAUGGGCUCCACAAGAACCCAACGAUGCUGGCCAUGGGGAAGACUGUGUUGUGAUAGCAGGUCGAGGGUGGAAUGAUCGUGAGUGUGGAGGCACCUCAGAUGGCUGGAUCUGUGAAAAGCCAUGGAACUGCUAACUGUGUUGGCAAAAGCAGAACUCAAAACAUUAAAGUCUUGUUCUUUGUGUG
Molecule: messenger RNA, 976 nt
Organism: Hemicordylus capensis (graceful crag lizard)
Lineage: Eukaryota; Metazoa; Chordata; Lepidosauria; Squamata; Cordylidae
Product: low affinity immunoglobulin epsilon Fc receptor-like
Exons: 9
Coding region: 56-925 (289 amino acids)
Source: RefSeq, a predicted model, not a curated record